AUGUGGGGGCUCACAUCCUGGUGACUUAGUGAAAGGCCUGAAGGGGCCUAAGUCACUGUGCACAUGCGGAGACAGUUCAGGUGGCAGCCUAACGCGACCUGAAGUGACUGCAGUCCAGUGUGGACACAUAGGUAGUGAAGAAAAUGGGAAGUGGCAGUUCCAUAGUACCUGGGUCCUCAUUUUUCUUGUUGCUUCUGCUGCUGCUGCUUCCAUUGCUGAGUAUGGGGAGCUUCCAGUACAGACUCCCAGGCUGGUUAGACUUUCAUCACCUUACUAAGGCCUGGAGAAACCUCCACCGCCACUUCAACCCAAAUAAGGGAAGAUCCUACCACCACCGCCGCAUGCAGGGAGACUGGUCCCAACAGAGCCGAUCAGAUGAUAGUAAUUCCUGCCAGAGUGAAUUUGAUAUCUACUUUGUCUUGGACAUGUCUGGCAGUGUGGACAACAACUGGGUGGAAAUUUACAACCUUGUGGAGGAACUGGUCAAGAGGUUCAAGAACCCAAAAGUUCGCUUAUCCUUCAUCCUCUACUCCACAUAUGGUCAAACUGUCAUGGAGCUGACUUCAGACAAAACAAAAAUAGCAGAAGGUCUAGAAAAACUAAAGCACGUCGCUCCUAUAGGAGCCACACAUAUGCAAGAAGGAUUAAAAAAGGCAAAUGAGCAAAUAUUUGAAGCAACUGAGGGAGGAAAGAAGCCAGUUCAGUCCAUGAUCCUAGCUCUAACAGAUGGAACACUUGAUCCUGGUCCAUUUAAAGAGACUAAGGAAGAAGCUGCAAAGGCUCGGCAAAUGGGGGCAACUAUUUAUGGUUUAGGUAUCAAAGACUAUUGGAAAGAACAGCUAGAAGCAAUUGCAGACAGCAAGAAACAUGUGUUUGGAGUGAACACAUUUCAAGAUCUGAAAAGCAUCGUUGAACCACUUACAAAAAAAUCCUGUAUUUCAAUAUCACGUGUGGAAGCUUCCAGUUACUGUGUAGGAGAUGAUUAUGAAGUGCUGAUUAUAGGAAGAGGUUUUAAAAAUAUAGCAACAAAGGACAACGUUGUUUGUAAAUUCUCCUACACUAGAACUGAAUUCUUCGAAAAACAUUCAACCUUCAUGAAUGAAAGUGCCAUAAAAUGUCCAGGAGUAAGGAUAGAGAAGCUACACAGGAAACUCUAUGUGGAAGUAAGCCUGGACAAUGGCGCCACCUAUCUUGAGGACUAUGGCAUUAUCACUAGCAAACGAUGUCAAACUCCUGUUAAAGUCUCAACAACUCCUCGCUUGCCAGUUGCUGUGCCAACAACCACAACAACCACAACAUCCACAACAACCACAACAACCACAACAUCCACAACAACCACAGCAACCACAACUGUCACUGUACCAACUACCACAACUGUCACUGUACCAACUACCACGUCAACUAAGGUGCCAGAAGUACCUCCUGCACGGACACCAGCACCACACAAGAUCCAAAUCAAACCUUUAUACUUGGCUAUAGCUGGAGCAGGCUUCUUAGUCAUUUUAUUUCCCAUUGGCUGCUGUUGCAUAAGGACCGUCAAGGAGACAGUGCCGAUACUGGUGCCGUAUGUACAGAGUCCCUUAGUGGUUGUCCCUUGUUGCGAGUGCCAAGAUGACAUGAUGAAAGAGAUGGAGGAGAAACUGGAUACCUUAUGUCACAUUGCUCAAAAGUGUAACCAGAUGCCACUGAUGACAUAUCAACCCAGGAAUAAGGAUGUUUCCUGUGGGCUAAGUGGACUUUGCUCCCUGCCCUUGACUAUGGCUUUUGGGUAUCAUGUGCCUAAGAGAUCUGCCCAGGGAAGGUGCUACUUCAACCUGUCCAAGGCUAGCUGUGCACAGCUGCCCUGCUGCCAAAAUUUCUGCCUUAAACCCAGCCAGGAAUACUGUACCCCCAGAAGCUGCUGCUCCUGGUGUCAACACCCCCCACCCAUAUCUUCCAGGCCUUCUAGAAUGCUGCCCUUCAUCUCCCCCCCUGCCCGAAUACUCUGUGGAACCCCUUUGUCACUCCCACCCCCAUAGUUCAACUUCUAAGCACUAGAAGCUAA
Molecule: messenger RNA, 2044 nt
Organism: Erinaceus europaeus (western European hedgehog)
Lineage: Eukaryota; Metazoa; Chordata; Mammalia; Eulipotyphla; Erinaceidae
Product: anthrax toxin receptor-like
Exons: 17
Coding region: 144-2018 (624 amino acids)
Cellular component (GO): membrane
Molecular function (GO): signaling receptor activity
Source: RefSeq, a predicted model, not a curated record